Molecule: messenger RNA, 1640 nt
Organism: Dalotia coriaria
Lineage: Eukaryota; Metazoa; Arthropoda; Insecta; Coleoptera; Staphylinidae
Gene: sta
Product: stubarista 40S ribosomal protein SA
Exons: 4
Coding region: 170-1120 (316 amino acids)
Biological process (GO): ribosomal small subunit assembly; cytoplasmic translation
Cellular component (GO): cytosolic small ribosomal subunit; ribosome; 90S preribosome
Molecular function (GO): structural constituent of ribosome
Source: RefSeq, a predicted model, not a curated record
UGGCGCUGCAUGUACCGAAACAAGGCAAUUCGUGUAUCGUCGUCUGCUUCGUCUCCCACCGCUUGUAUACGAGCCGACCUGCUGACAGCGCCAGCCGUAGUCAGUCUUUCUGGUGAAAACUCCCUUUGGCGUUGCCUCACGUUAUCGUAACUCAUAAAACGUUGAGAAAAUGUCGGGAAACGUAGACAUUCUCGCUCUGAAAGAGGAUGAUGUGACCAAGAUGUUGGCCGCGUGCACACAUCUUGGCUCCACAAAUGCCAACUUCCAAAUGGAACAAUAUGUGUACAAACGUCGUACCGACAGCGUACACAUUAUCAACUUGCGCCGCACGUGGGAGAAGCUUCUUCUGGCUGCACGCGCCAUCGCCGCCAUCGAGCACCCAGCCGAUGUCUUCGUCAUCAGCUCCAGGUCUUAUGGACAGCGUGCUGUCUUGAAAUUCGCCGCACACACCGGCGCUAUUCCUAUCGCGGGUCGCUUCACUCCUGGUGCCUUUACCAAUCAGAUCCAGUCGGCUUUCCGUGAGCCGCGUCUCCUGAUCGUCACCGAUCCAGCUAUCGAUCACCAGCCCAUCACUGAGGCGUCGUAUGUGAACAUCCCUGUUAUUGCCUUGUGCAACACUGAUUCGCCCCUGCGUUUCGUGGACAUCGCUAUUCCAUGCAAUAACAAAUCGCCGCACAGCAUUGGUUUGAUCUGGUGGUUGUUGGCUCGUGAGGUUCUCCGUCUGCGUGGUGAAAUCCCACGUGAGCAGAAAUGGGACGUCGUGGUCGACUUGUUCUUCUACCGCGAACCCGAGGAGGCUGAGAAGGAGGAACAGGCCGCCAAGGAGCUGCCCGCUCCCAAGGCUGAAGCGCCCGUGGCGCCAAUCGAAGCGUCCGAGGCCGCUGACUGGAACACCAACGCCGAGAACAACUGGGCCGAUGAGACCACCGGCUUGGGACCCGCAACGGUUGCACCAACUGGUGACGCUGCAUUCCCUGUCAGCGAAGACUGGGCCGUACAGGUUCAGAACGAAUGGUCGGCGAACGCUGCUACCAGCACCGCUCCGGUGGCUUCCGUCGUCGCUGCGGCGCCUGCCCAACCCACCCAGAACUGGGCAACAAACACAGAGGCAUGGCCUUAAAUGAUUUUUUGAUUAAAUGAAAAAGACUUGUCAUGAGUCAACCAUGAAUAUGAAAAAACUUCUGUAUUAUUUCCCCAUCGACGAAAAGUAGUCUGCGAUUAGCGCCCCUUAACGCUUAAUUAUGUUAUAUAUAUUUACGUUUAAUCCUGCGUUCCUGCUGUAGUUUAUAUGCACUGCGGGUUGUCUAUGGCAGAAGCAGGAAUUUUAUGGAAAUUCACUCUGCAAGCGGGAAAUUUAAACGCGGCGUGCGGCUCACAAACAAACGAAAUGAGAUUAAAAAAAGCGCACGCAUCCGACGCAGGAUAGGUACGCGCAGCCGUGUGUAAUCUGAGAGAAUCGUGUGCGCCAGGUUCCAUUGCCAUGCCUAAAAUCAAAAUUAAACAUUUUCCUUGGCCAUUGAACUCGGCGAUAAUAAUUUCGUCGUGUGUAAGUGCGUAAUACACAUGUUUAUCGGCCGUCGCUUAAUACUUAUUAUUGUUACUGUUUGGAGGACGCCGCAUUACAUUCAUAUAUUAUUCAA